CAUGCGCUUUAUGAACGUGCAUCUGUUCACAGUUGAAAUGUGGGUCUAGAAAUGUAAUAAAUCUGUUUCUUUUUACGCCAGAUAGGAAUUAAGAAGAAGAACUGUAUUGUAGAGUUUAUCGACAAUCGCUAUCUGUCUAGGUUUCAGCAAUGCCUGCUUUUCGCCAGGUCGGGGAGAAACAGCUCCCAAAUCCAAUUCUGUUCAUGGCCUGGUCUCCGAAGAGAGAUCUUAUUGCCCUGGCAAACACUGCAGGAGAGAUUCUCUUGCAUCGCCUUGCCAACUUCCAGCGUGUUUGGAGUUUACCACCCAAUGAGAAUACAGGAAAAGAGAUCACAUCACUGGCCUGGAGACCUGAUGGGAAAAUCCUGGCAUUCAGUGUGGGAGACAUGAAGCAGGUUGUGCUGUGUGAUGCAGAGAAGGCAGAGAUCCUCCACUUGUUCCCAGUGCAAUUCCCAGCAUCCUGCAUGCACUGGAUGGAGGUGCAAGAUGACAGCAGCACAUUGUCCUCAUUCAGCAAGUCAGAGGAUGAGUCCAGCCGUUUCCUUCCGAAGCUACCAACCCUUCCCAAAAACUACUGCACAACAUCGAAGAUAUUUAGUGAAGAGAAAUCAGAUGAAGUCACAACCCUUUUGGGUGACGUGAGGCUCAAUAUUCUCGUGGUUGGUGGGCACUCUGGGUUUGUAGAGCUGUAUGCGUAUGGCCUAUAUAAGAUCGCCACGCUAGGUGGGAUCUCAGGGACCUGCCGUAGUCUUGGACUGUCCAGUGACCUCAAGUCCCUCUCUGUUAUUACAGAAAUCAGAUCCACGGAAGACAAUCCUGAGAUUCAUUACAUACAGCUGGACACUGGGCUGCUUGCUUCGUGUCUGCCCGAGCUGACCAAGAUGGCACGCAAGUUUACACAUAUUUCAACAUUGCUACAGUACCUGCGUCUCUCUCUCAACUGUAUGUGUGAAGCAUGGGAGGAGAUUCUUACGCAGAUGGACCUCCACCUCACUAAGUUUGUCCAGGAAAAGAACACAAGCACUCAGGUUCAGGAUGAGUUUCGGGAGUUACUGCUGUGGGGUCAUGCAAGCCCUGAACUUCAGGCUCUGCUCAUGAAUCAACUCACAGUCAAGGGUUUGAAAAUGUUGGGCCAGUCUAUUGAUUCUUCCUACUCAAGUAUCCAGAAACUUGUUAUCAGUCACUUGCAGAGUGGUUCAGAGGCUCUGCUGUAUCAUCUGAGUGAGGUCAAAGGGAUGGCACUCUGGAAGCAGAAGUUUCAGCCUCUCGGCCUGGAUCCUUCGGUCAUCGAGGAUGCUAUUGUAGCAGUGGGCUCUUUCACCCUGAAGGCAAGUGAACUUUUACAAGUCAUUGAUAAGAGUAUGAAGAACUUUAAAGCUUUUUUCCGUUGGCUGUAUGUUGCAAUGCUUCGAAUGUCAGAAGAUCAUGUUCCUCCUGAGCUUAACAAGAUGACUCAGAAGGAUCUGGCUUUUGUGGCUGACUUCCUGUCUGAGCAUUUCAGUGCUAAUGAAGAGCUAUUUGAUCGGAAAGGGAAGUAUUUUAAUGUUGAGCGUGUCGGACAGUACUUGAAGGAUGAAGAUGAAGACUUGGUGUCUCCGCCCAGCAUGGAGGGCAACCAAUGGGUGACAUUUGUUAAGCAGAGUACUCACCUGAAAGACAGUCCACUGCUCUUCUCCACAAACCCACAUAAGUCUCUGCACUUUGUCAAGAAAAUGAUGGAAGGCACCAUUGAUCUGUGCUUACAGAAACCAGCCGAGGUCAUUGGGCGUUCAGUAAAACAAGCUGUGUGUUUAAAACUGUACACGCUGCCUGAGAGCUCUGAAAAUACACAAAGGCUGUUUGAGCUGCCAUCACUGUGGAAUGAUAAGAAGGCUGGUAUGCAUUAUAUAGUAUUCUGCAUGCCAGAAAUCUCUCCCAACAAAAUCUUUAUAUUAAGGAGAGCAACAGACCCUAGCAGGUCUGUGCCUAAUGGUCUGGUGGCCCUUAACAUCAGCUCUCCUCUCAACUCUAGUAUAUCCAGUAUAGAUGAUGAAGCACCAGCAUCAAAUUCUGUUGACUCCAUGUAUGGUUGCCUUGAUGCCCGUUUCUAUGAUGAUGAAACAUUGACUGUGAUAUUGCAAAGUCUGGAAGAUGAUGAGAAUAAGAUGCGUGUCCUUGUUCAGCUUCCUCUAAAAUCUGCUUUAUGCUGGGAGGAGGAGUUCACCUGGGACAUUAUGCUCAGACUGGAGCAGCAGACUAAAGGGAUCCCUGUCCACGGUCUGACUUGGGGAAACCAGAGCAGAGAUCUGGAGAACAUCAAAGCUCAGUUUGUUGUUGUUAAUGGGAUUCGCAAAGUGGCCUGUCUGCUGAGUGCCAAUCUGAGGCAUGUACGUGUGUUUGAAAUGGAUGCAGAAGAGGAGGAGGAGGAGGAAGAGGGUGUUGAUGAGACACAGGAAAUGAGCUUAGACCAGGACAGACUUGAGGAUACAUUAACAAGUCAGAGUGACACUGGGGAAGGAGGAAAUGGAGGGGGUGGGGCUGAGGGUUCUCAGGUGACAGGGCAAGGGUCAGGAGGCAUUCUGAAUGACACUGCAGUGUCAGAUACACUUUGAACAUUAAUCAUAUCUGACACCUGAACUAUGCACUCUUCUACAAACUCAGAAUCACUUCAUGAUCACCAGUUUUGGGCUUGUACUAAAAAACAAUAUAUUGUGAUAAAAAAAUCUAAAGAACAUUUCACAUUCUCAUUUGUAAAUAAAUGGAUUUACUGUAUAAUAAGCUUAUUACAUGAGUGAGUAGGGUUGUAAUCCCCUUUGUAUUAAUAAAAACUUAAAUGUGUAGGUGUCUCCCUAGGGCCAAGCUUCUAAACCUCUGUGAAGUUGGUACCACAUAUAAUUAAAUAA
This is a messenger RNA of Xyrauchen texanus (razorback sucker), 2882 nucleotides long. Its product is annotated as anaphase-promoting complex subunit 4-like. Bases 150 to 2591 code for a protein of 813 amino acids. Lineage: Eukaryota; Metazoa; Chordata; Actinopteri; Cypriniformes; Catostomidae. Gene Ontology annotation, cellular component: anaphase-promoting complex; nuclear periphery. Gene Ontology annotation, biological process: anaphase-promoting complex-dependent catabolic process; positive regulation of mitotic metaphase/anaphase transition; protein K11-linked ubiquitination. The record is from RefSeq and is a predicted model, not a curated record. Gene Ontology annotation, molecular function: protein binding. The transcript is spliced from 29 exons.